Microdochium trichocladiopsis is the source of this 1635-nucleotide messenger RNA. Its product is annotated as putative cytochrome P450. The transcript is spliced from 6 exons. The record is from RefSeq and is a predicted model, not a curated record. Gene Ontology annotation, molecular function: iron ion binding; oxidoreductase activity, acting on paired donors, with incorporation or reduction of molecular oxygen; heme binding. Lineage: Eukaryota; Fungi; Ascomycota; Sordariomycetes; Xylariales; Microdochiaceae. Bases 1 to 1608 code for a protein of 535 amino acids.
AUGUUGGCCUACUUCAUUGCGGUCGGUCUGCCAUUGGCGUUGUUCCUCCAUGCCUGCUCGACCAUCGGCCAUCGGCGCCGACAUAUGCCAGAUGGCCCUCCCACAAUGCCGCUCUUGGGCAACAUGUUGCAGAUGCCCACGUCCAAAUUGUUCCUCAAACUGCACGAAUGGGCGAAAGAAUACGGCGACUGCUAUUCGUUGACCGUUGGGCCGAGCAAUAUCAUCGUUCUCAGCGGCCGAAACGCUGUGAAGCAAGUUCUUGACAAGAAUAGCGCUGUCUCAAGUAAUCGGCCAGUCAGUGUGCUUCGGCAACAGCUUCUGACCGGCGGAGAACACCUGCUGUGGAUGGAUGCAACACCUCAAUGGCGCGACUUGCGCAAGCUGAUCCACGGCGAUUUGACGCAAACCAUGUGCAAUGGCACCCAUGCGCCACUCCAGCAUGCCGAAUCUGUGCAAAUGCUGUACGACAUGAUGCAGGACCAGUCCGAAUGGAAGAGACAUAUCGAGCGCUUCACCAACAGCCUAAUCAUGUGCCUCGUUUACGGUAUUCGACAGCCACGUAUUUACGAUCCGUAUAUCCUGCGAUUCGAAGAACUAAUGCGUCAAUGGACGAUUAUCAACACACCGGGAGCCACUCCGCCCGUCGACAUCUUCCCGGCCCUGAAUUGGGUACCAGAACGAUUCUUCAACAACUGGAAGUCCCGAGCACGUGCUGUGCAUGAUGAAAUGCGUGACCUGUAUGAUGGACUUCACGACACAGUCGUUAGUCGGAGACAGCGCAUUGGUUCCGUCGGCAGCAUCGUCGAUCGAAUGCUGGACCAAACCGGGAAGAAUACUUUGACGCGCCAUCAGAUUGCCAACCUUGCUGGGGUAACGAUCAAGGGUGGAUCCGAUACUUCGGCAACUACCCUGUCCAACUUCGUCACCGCAAUGGUUUUGCACCCCGAGAUACAAAAGAAAGCACAGGCCGAGAUUGAUCGCGAGGUCCCGUCUGAUCGCAUACCUGAUCUGUCGGAUUUCGGUCGCUUGCCGUAUGUGAUGGCCAUCAUCAAGGAGGUCCAGAGGUGGCGGCCGUUGGGGGGUCUUGGCAUUCCGCAUGAACUGUCUGAAGAUGUCUGGCUUGACGGCAAGCUGCUUCCAAAAGGAUCAACGGUGUUUCUCAACAAUUGGACAUUAUGUCAAGACGAGAAACGGUACCAAAACCCUGAGAAGUUCGACCCCGAUCGAUUUGAAGGUUUCACCGCUUUCGCGUCCGAGUACGCCAACCUUGCGGACCCAGAGAAGCGCGAUCAUUAUUCAUAUGGGAAUGGUCGACGACUAUGCCCUGGCAUACAUCUUGCGGAACGCAACCUCAUGCACGUCGCAUCGAAGAUGCUGUGGGCGUUUGACAUGAGGCUUCCAACCGAUCCAGCGACUGGCAAACCCAUUGAAAUAGACACCGACAUAAUGACCGGCUACGUCGAAGGGUUAGUUUUGUCCAUCAAAGAUUUCCCGGUCGAUCUGAAGGUUCGAUCUGAGGACAGACGGAGGGCUGUCGAGGAGAGCCAUUCUGCGGCCAACGCGGAUCUGUUCGCCAAGUACGAUGAGGUGAUUGCUGCUUCGACCUAGUACACGUAGUUAUCUAGCCAUCCAAAG